UGUUACUUCGUUUGUACAAAUAAAGUAACAUUCGUUUUGAAAAUGCAGCUACAGAUUAAGGAAAAUAUAGACUUUUGAGGAAAUACACUAGAAAUAUCAUGACACAGACUACUCCUGCUGGCGAAUUAGCAACGAGCAAUCCUACGGAAAUGGGUGCAACCAACUUGGAACUUCCAAAUAUUGAUUUUCAAAAUGAUCACUAUCCUUUUUGCAUUGUUUGGACGCCAAUUCCUAUAUUGACUUGGUUUUUCCCGAUGAUUGGCCAUAUGGGAAUCUGCAUGUCAAACGGAGUGAUCCGUGACUUUGCAGGUUCUUAUUUCGUAUCGGAGGAUAAGAUGGCAUUUGGCCGACCUGCCCGUUAUUUACGUUUACAUCCUAAAUAUGUAGAGGGUGGAGGCUUUAUAUGGGAUGAAUCAGUAUCCAAAGCAUCUGUAUUAUACGGCACACGAAUGCAUAAUCUGUUCUGCGAUAAUUGUCAUUCACACGUAGCUACUGCUUUAUGCGGCAUGCGUUAUAAACAUAAAACUAACUGGUCAAUGUGUAUAUUGGCAUUCUGGAUGUUCUUUUGCGGCCGUUACGUUGGAAUGACGGGAUUCUUCAAAACUUGGUUACCAUUUCUGUUUGUAGUAGCCAUCUGUGGAACGCUAACUUAUUACCAAUAAAUUUAUGCUAGAUAUUUGAAAAUUUUUACUUUAUUUUGAAUAAGAAGCUUAAUAUAAUAAAAUGCAAAAUU
This is a messenger RNA of Glossina fuscipes, 733 nucleotides long. RefSeq names its product transmembrane protein 222. The transcript has a single exon. The record is from RefSeq and is a predicted model, not a curated record. The coding region runs from base 99 to 662 and encodes 187 amino acids. Lineage: Eukaryota; Metazoa; Arthropoda; Insecta; Diptera; Glossinidae.